UGACGUCUGUUCGCGUCUAUUCCAUCUCGAACUCUAUAAUAAAAGCUAAAAUUAUUGUGAUAUUGUCAAUCACAAAGUAUUGAUCAAAAUAUUCCUUCAUGUUGACUGUCAAAUAAAUGCCUGUGAAAUGCAAAAUAUUUAAAUGCUGUAUAAGGUGCUGUGGAAAAAGUAGUUUAGAGUUUGAGUAUAUUUAGAACAAAGAUAAUAUCUUUGUUUAGAAUAAACUUUUUGGAGUGAAUAAUUUGAACUCCAGUAAAACUCACUGCAAAGCAAUAAGAAUACAUAUUUCCUGUAUAAUAUAUUUAUUAUAUUAUAAAUAUUAGUGAAAAUGCCAUCGAUUUGUGCAGUUGAAGGUUGUGUCAAUCAAGUCCGGAGAAAAAAUCCAGAAAUUAGUUUGUUCUCCUUUCCAAAAGAGGAAUAUUACAUUAAAGAGUGGCAAAAGGUGUGCAGAAAUAAAAACAUCAACCCGAAAUAUGCAAGAAUUUGUUCAGUUCACUUUAGGCCUGACCAUUAUAGAGAAAAGUCCUAUGUGAAUCUUGUAUUGAACACAACUCCAAAACACACAAGAAGGCUUCGCAGGGAUGCGAUCCCAUCAGAAAACCUGUAUAAAAAAAAUGGUCAUGGCGAAGAAGAAGGGGCAGAAAACGGUAUUUCAGAAAUGUCAAGUUCUGCAUCAGAGGAGUAUGAAAGUGAUGGAAUUCUUGCUACGCUUUCUGCCUUAAUUUCGUCACCUGUGUCGGAAGGAAAUCUCGAAAAGGCUUCAGAGGAACUGGCUAAGCUACAAAAAGCAAUAGCCGAACAAUUGGAAAAACUUGAAAAAGAAGAUACUGAAGACAUAGAAAAAGAAGAAAGUUUUGAUACUGAUUUAAAUGAAAGGCAAAAUGAGGAUAGUAAUCAGAUGGAAAGGCUAAGAGAAGAUAAUGAAAAGUAUCGUAAAGAAAAUAAAGUACUGAGAGAGGAAAGUCAACAGCGUCUUCAGCAAAUGUUUGAGGCAAAAAAACAAGAGGCUUGGUGGAAAAAGGCUUGUCACAUUUAUAAAACAAGAGCAGAGUAUGCAGAAGCUAAAUUGAAUUUCAUUGCGUCAAAAAAUGAAAAACUUAUGAACCUGUUUACUUCUGAACAAAUAAAUAAAUAAG
Molecule: messenger RNA, 1136 nt
Organism: Belonocnema kinseyi
Lineage: Eukaryota; Metazoa; Arthropoda; Insecta; Hymenoptera; Cynipidae
Product: THAP domain-containing protein 1-like
Exons: 3
Coding region: 329-1135 (268 amino acids)
Molecular function (GO): sequence-specific DNA binding
Source: RefSeq, a predicted model, not a curated record